AUGAAUGGGGCUGGCCAUGAGAAGAAUGGAACAGAGAAGCGCCCUGGGUGUACAGAAAUUUUUCAGGACACUAAGGAAAAUCCUUCCGCAUUUCUUGACCGCCUUACCAAAGCCAUGUUACAGUUUACGAACAUGGAUCCAGAAUCCACUGAGGGCAGACAGCUUCUGAUGACCCAUUUCUUCAACCAGUGCUACCCGGAUAUCAAAGCCAAGCUCAGACGUUUUGAAAACGUGGCCUUCAAAAGUCAAGACCAGCUUUACACCUGGGCUGCAGUUAGUCAACCCACACAUUCCAUGGACUACAACGAAGGGCGGUUUCCCAGGGGAGAAGCAUCCAGGCUUCCUGAUGAAGAACACAGUCCCAAGGAUGUUGAUGCAGAACCUCAAUCCUCUAUUUUGGAAAGCCCGAAAAAAUGUCCAAACGAUGUCCAGCAGGAACUUUACGAUGUGAAGUCUGAAGGACAGGCAACUGUAAUUCAACAACUGGAACAAACCAUCAAGGAUCUGCGGACAAAAAUAACAGAGCUAGAAAAACAGUAUCCAGCCCUGGACUUGGAGGGCCCCAGAGACCUUCUAGGACUGGAGAAUGGAUUUCCAGCCUCUGCAGAAGUUGGUCUGGAUGCUCUCAGAUUGCAUGGGAAGGUGGCACAGCUUACAAGAACUCUUCAGGCCAAAUCAAUACAAACUUCCCCUACAGAAGAGGGUGGGAUCCUGACUCUGGCACCUUUAAAGUCACGGCCGGAAGGUCCACCAUGCCCACCUGCAGCUGAAAUUGGAGAAUCAGCUGUUCUGCCCUCACCCUCUGGACCUCAGACAAAGUUCUGUUCUGAGAUUUCCUUGAUUGUGUCUCUAAGGAGAAUAUCAGUACAGCUUGAGGCCCAGUCAGUCAUGCAGAAUACAUCACAACUCCGUUCUCUUCCUCCCUCUCUCUCUGGGUCUGAUGGUCAAGGACUGCCCCUCCACCCUUCUCUGUAUACUGGAUUAGAAACCAGCCAUGAACAUUCUGUUUUGUCCUCCUUGGAAAACAGCUGUAAUAUCCCCCACCCCCCCGUACCACCUCUGCCUUGUACAGAGUCCUCCAGCUUCAUGCCUGGCCUGGGCAUGGCGAUUCCCCCACCUCCUUGUCUCUCUGACAUAACAGUGCCUGCUCUGCCCAGUACAACAGCCCCACAAUCUACCAGUCUACAGGGAACAGAAAUGCUGCCCGCCCCUCCCCCACCUCCUCCACUCCCAGGACUUGGAAUACCCCCUCUCCUUCCUCUCCCUGGUGUGGAAAUGCCCCCUUCCCCUCCUCUCCCUGGAAUGGGAAUACCCCCUCCUCCUCCUCUUCCUGGAGUGGGAAUACUUCCUCCCCUUCCUCCUCACCCUGGAGUGGAGAUACCUUCUCUCCCUCCUCUUCCUGGAAUGGGAAUACCUCCUCCCUCUCCUCUACCUGGAAUGGAAAUACCUCCCCCUCAUCCUUUCCCUGGAGUGGGAAUAGCCCCUCCCCCUCCUCCUCCCCCUGGAGUGGGAAUACCCCCACCUCCCCCACUUCUUGGAGUGGGCAUACCUCCUCCCCCUUCUCUACCUGGAGUUGCUAUUCCUCCACCUCCUCCUCUCCCAGGUGUGGGGAUUCCUCCAGCCCCAUCUCUCCCUGAGGCAGGCAUCCCUCCACCUCCUCUGCUUCCUGGCUCAGGUCCUUCCCUCUCCUCACAAGUUGGGAGUAGUGCUUUACCACCUCAAGUGUGUGGAUUUCUUUUUCCUCCAUUGUCAACUGGCUUAUUUGGAUUGGGGAUGAAUCAGGACAGAGGCACUAGGAAGCAGCCAAUUGAGCCUUGCCGGCCAAUGAAGCCUCUCUAUUGGACAAGAAUUCAACUCCAUAGUAAAAGAGACUCCAGACCAUCACUUAUUUGGGAGAAAAUUGAAGAGCCCUCCAUAGAUUGUCAUGAAUUUGAAGAAUUAUUUUCUAAAACUGUGGUAUGAUGGAUGAAGGAAAGAAAGAAACCCAUUCCUGAUACAAUCUCAAAGACAAAGGCAAAACAACUCAAUGCCCCAUUUUAUUAUUGGGUUGAUUAG
Messenger RNA from Chionomys nivalis (European snow vole), 2055 nucleotides. Its product is annotated as formin-2-like. The record is from RefSeq and is a predicted model, not a curated record. Gene Ontology annotation, cellular component: cytoplasm; endoplasmic reticulum membrane; nucleus. Gene Ontology annotation, biological process: virion assembly; intracellular transport. Lineage: Eukaryota; Metazoa; Chordata; Mammalia; Rodentia; Cricetidae.